UGAGUUGCCUGCAGUGGCUGUGUGGUGGCGCGCACCCUAGUUCAUCUUUCAUGCAUGGACUGUAAGCUUCUAUUUCGAUUUCGAUAAAUUUCUUAAGACGGAUGGAGUUCACAACAUUCUAUGACAGAGACGCAAAAGUUCACUGGAAGAUAACAGUAGAUCCUGAAACGGGUACUUGAGAACUUACACUGAAAAAAAAAAAAAAAAACGCUUCACACGUCAAUGGCAAACAGUACUGGCAGGAGCACUGGAAGGGAUGAGAUUCCAUCUCGGAUCCUAAUGGGAUGUGUCUUUGUGCUGCUUAUUUUGUGGACGCUAUUUGGAAACUUCACCGUUUGCGCAGCAGUUUUGCGAUUCCGACAUCUGAGAGUCAAAGUCACAAAUAUCUUUAUUGUUUCCCUGGCUUUAUCCGACCUGUUGGUGGCCGUAUUGGUGAUGCCCUGGAAGGCGGUCGCUACGGUCUUGGGUCACUGGCCAUUCUGGAAAUUCUGUAACACAUGGUUGGCUUUCGACAUCAUGUGCUCUACAGCUUCCAUUCUUAAUCUCUGUGUAAUUAGUCUGGACCGUUACUGGGCCAUCUCCAGUCCGUUCACAUACGAAAGAAACAUGGACAAGAAAAUAGCCCUCAUUAUGGUCAGUAUGACAUGGACCGUGUCAGGCGUCAUCUCGUUUGUCCCAGUUCAGCUUAACUGGCACAAGGCAGAGCAAGAGACAACUGAAGUGGUGACAAGCCAAACUAUUGAUAACUGUGAUCCGAGUCUUAGCAAGACGUACGCUAUAUGGUCCUCGAUGAUCAGCUUCUAUAUUCCUGUGGCUAUUAUGAUUGUUACUUACACAAAGAUCUAUCAGAUUGCUCAUAAGCAAAUACAAAAGAUAUCCUCUUUAGAACGCGCCGCUGAGCAUGCUGUUAACUGUACAUCUAGCGAGUUUCCUUGUCCCCACCCGAAAGCAGUAAAGUUGUCAAAAGAAACCAAACUCCUCAAAACGUUGGCCAUCAUAAUGGGUGUAUUCGUGUGCUGUUGGUUCCCUUUCUUUGUCGUGAAUUGUACGGUGCCGUUUUGUCAGGAGCCACAGAAUGACGAACCAAAGUGUGUGAGUGAGACGACGUUUGAAGUGUUCAUGUGGCUUGGAUGGUGCAACUCAUCUUUGAAUCCGAUCAUUUACGCGUUCAACACGGACUUCAGGGAAGCAUUCGCACGCCUUUUGGACUGCUGCGGCGUCUGUGGCAGCGAACCACCGGGGACACUGGUCAUGAGCCAACAUGCGUCCAACAAUCAGAACAGUUCGUUGAACCUUGCUGUUUCAUAUGUUAACAUGGGGCUGUAUAUUCAACCUGCGUAGAGGUAAUAUACUGCGAUCCCUAUCCCGAUGUGAACAUUUCCCCAGAUAGGAUAAUUUUAACUUUUCAGCAGUAGGCCUACUGUAUGUCAGUGGUAAACUUUAUACAUCCUUUAUAAAGUUUAUCGAGGAUCAAUUUAUGCGCAUUUGGAGACAGCAGGAAGUCACCAACAUCGUAGGCUACCUGCCCCAUGUGGAGCAAUAGUCUAUUCUAUAAGCACACCCUUAGCAAUAAAGUUUUCAAAAAGAAUAGUUCUUCGUUCCAGUUCCAAUUACGGAAAAUCAGUCGUUGAACUUGAAUGGGACUGUUGUGCCCGGCGUUUGCCUACCGCUUUACUGCAUCUUUGAUGUUCCAUUAGCAUUCCCAGUGAUGCAGCCUCUUUGCGAGCCGAGCCCACCUUCAUAAAUAAUUGGCUAUUUCACUUUUAUGAAAGGGUCGGUGCUUCUGUUUCACUGAGCGCAUACAGAGAGCCCAGUCAUGCACUGUGUCAGAGCGGAACUUCCGUGAGGUCGGGGUGUUUGCGUUGUCUUUGUUGACAUUCAUGGUUGGAUAUUGGAGAGCACCUCAGAUGACGCCUGAAUUCACAUACAUUGCUUUUUGCUACCGGGCUACAUUUUGACAUGUAAAAUCAUUCCAAACACAUGCUUGGGCAGCUUUAACUGUGAUCUUUUGAAAUAUGCAUGAAAAUGUCUUUCUACAUUUCUAUGGGUUACAGUGUGCAUUGAACAUGUGAUUAAGCGAAACGGGCCUUACAGAGUGUUGUUAUUUAUUCAGGAUCAGCCAUUUCGGUGUCAGAAGAAGAGACAUGAAUAAACCAUGCAGAUUACUAUUUUUGUGCAUGUGUGUGAAAUAAAUUAUGUUGCA
Messenger RNA from Alosa alosa (allis shad), 2203 nucleotides. Its product is annotated as D(1B) dopamine receptor. The record is from RefSeq and is a predicted model, not a curated record. NCBI's taxonomy places the organism in Eukaryota, Metazoa, Chordata, Actinopteri, Clupeiformes, Clupeidae. Gene Ontology annotation, biological process: adenylate cyclase-activating adrenergic receptor signaling pathway. Gene Ontology annotation, cellular component: membrane. Gene Ontology annotation, molecular function: G protein-coupled receptor activity. The transcript has a single exon. Bases 223 to 1341 code for a protein of 372 amino acids.